Lactuca sativa (garden lettuce) is the source of this 874-nucleotide messenger RNA. RefSeq names its product protein cornichon homolog 4. Gene Ontology annotation, biological process: vesicle-mediated transport. The record is from RefSeq and is a predicted model, not a curated record. NCBI's taxonomy places the organism in Eukaryota, Viridiplantae, Streptophyta, Magnoliopsida, Asterales, Asteraceae.
AAAUAUAACUAUAGAUACAGAAUGUGUAUGUAGAACAAGAGAGCACCCGGAGACAGAGAAAGAAAGAGAGGAAGAAGAGGAGAGAGAUGGGGGAGAUAAUUACAUGGCUACUGUUCUUCUUCAUCCACAUAGCUCUCCUUGUUGUAGUUGUUUAUCAGCUUAUGUGCUUAGCGGAUUUAGAGUUUGAUUACAUUAAUCCUUAUGAUUCUGCAUCUCGCAUAAACUUUGUGAUAUUACCAGAAUUUAUUACACAUGGAGUUUUAUGCUUAAUAUAUCUUUUCACUGGGCAUUGGGUGAUGGUCUUACUUGGUUUGCCAUAUCUUUACUACAAUAUUCGAUUGUACACUCGGAAGCAACAUCUUGUGGAUGUCACAGAGAUCUUUAACCACCUAAGCUGGGAAAAAAAGCAACGGCUUUUCAAACUCGGAUACCUUAUAUUUCUCCUCUUCAUCACCUUAUUUUGGAUGAUCUAUAAUGCAUUGGAAGAUGAUGAAAUGUAGGGUCUUGAAGGUCAACCAGAUGCACCAAAAGUUGAAAGAAGGUGCCCUCACAUACUUAGGUUUAGAUUGUGACACUAGCUCUUCACUUAUAAUUUUAUAAAAAAUCAUUUAUUGUCUUCACGAGUUAUUUAACAAUUUGGUAUUAUUCGUGUUUGUUGUAUUAUUAGCGUUAUUUUGCAUUUGUUUUAUUUCAAGGAAUGCAGAAAUAGAGUUCUUUCUUUAGAAUUAUGUUAGAGGAUUUGGUUGUCAUGUUGUUGAUUUUUUGUGAAUUUUUAUUGGAUAAUGGUUUUUUGUGAUCUGUCUACUGAUAAAGAUGGAAUAUUGUAGGAGUUUUUAAUUUUUGGGAUGUUAAAUAUUGAUUGUUGUUUUAUUGA